Molecule: messenger RNA, 3360 nt
Organism: Colletes gigas
Lineage: Eukaryota; Metazoa; Arthropoda; Insecta; Hymenoptera; Colletidae
Gene: Mitofilin
Product: MICOS complex subunit Mic60
Exons: 14
Coding region: 73-2280 (735 amino acids)
Biological process (GO): cristae formation
Cellular component (GO): MICOS complex
Source: RefSeq, a predicted model, not a curated record
UUCCGUCGGUGACCAGCUGUUUUGUGCCGUCGUUCCCUUUUUCCUUUGGCUGCCUGACCGGCCACCCGAAAGAUGUUCCGAAUUGGAUUAAAAUUUCCGUGCAACGGUUUAAAUAGGAUCAAAAAACAAGGAUCCUCCAGACUCUAUUUGACAACUAGGUGUUACGAGACACGUGCACGAGUUAAAUGCGAACCGGAAUGGAGGUUUUUCAAGGAUGUCAAACUUACGUCCAGAAUAUCUGGACAUCGGUAUUCAACCGAUUCACCAAAGAGUGAGAAGGGUCAUGGUGGCAACAAGGUACUGUUAACUCUGACUGCUGUGGCAAUAGGGGCGUCAGGAGUAUUACUUUUUGCAAAACAUAAUCCAGAAUUCCGAGCAACUUUAGAAGGAUGGGUACCUGGCACGGACAGAACGAUUCAGAUCAUCUUUCAGGAAGAGUCAUCAUAUUUUGAGUUCAUACGUACAUACUUUACGUCACUCAAACAAUCAAUAAGUUCCAUCUUUGAGAACGAGCCAAAAAAGUCAGCGCCGAAAUCAGUAUUCGAGCACCUAUUUGAAAAGAAGGAACAGCCUAUUAACAAACCUUACUCUGAAAUAAGAUUAAGCAAAGAGAAGGGAGAAGAGAUCGAAGUUGUUGCUGAAAAACCUCCACCACCUGUUGAAGAUAUACCUAAGGAAUUAAUGCCAGAAAGUCUGGUUGAACUAGAAACAUCGUGCGGUCAGACCGCGUCUAAAGCGAUUGCAGCUUAUCAAACAGCAACGUGUGCUAUUCAAGAUUACAACCAAGAUGUAAUGAAAGUUGUGGAUAGCGCUGAUAGUUCCGGUAGUAUCGUAUGGAACAGAUUAAAGACAGCAACGGAAAAGAGGAAAGAAGCGGUCCAACAGGCAGAGGGACACGCGAACGAAGCAUUAGAUUCGCUCAAGAGAAUGUUUUACCUGAUCGAUGAUCCUAAAUUCGAUGCACCGUCGCACAUGAAAACAGCUGCCAGACGAAACAUCAAGAAAAUUUUAGACGACGUUGACGAGGCUAAGAAAAAAUACGAGACGGAAGUGCAAACCGGCAACAUGGCAGAGCGCUACUGGAAGCAGGUUAAAACAGCUCGCGAGAACCUUAACGAGGAGUUACAAAUACUAUUCCCGGAUAUCAACAUUCACGAAAAGAAAUUAUCGAUCGACGAAGACUCGUUCGAUUUGUUUGUUCUUCACAUGUACAACAAAGUGAGCAAUCUACAAAAGGAACUGGAGAAAUUGAGGACGGUCGAGGGAAACAAACUGAGGGCAGCGUUGAAAGCGUACGGCGACUCGGCGAAUGACGAAAAAUUAGACGCGUUGGUAUGUCUGGAGUUGAACAAAGAAAAGCAGAUCCUCGAGGAACAGUUUAGCAAACAGUUGUUGGAGGAGCAGAAGAAGUUCGAGAACGAGAUGCGUCGAGAGCUGAAGCUGCAAGAACAGGUACACACCGAUCAUCUUCGAGAGGCGCUCAUGAUAAAGGAGCAAGAAGCGCAGAGGAACUUGAACCGCGCGAUCAGCGAGCAAUCCCAGUCCGAUUCCUUGAAGUACAAGGCGCAGCUUGCCGCCAUCGUCGGCAGGUUACGUGGCCUGGAAGCGGCACUGAAGGCUCGUAUGGAGGAGGAACGAGGAGCAUCCAAUGCACAGAUUUUGUGGUCAGCUUGUCAGGCUUUGGCACGAGCCGUUAAAUCUGCGCCACCCGGUGCGUGCGUGGACAAGACCAUCAGGCCCUUGGAACCGGAAAUCAAAGCAGUCACUAAGGCAGCACCGAAGCAGGAUCCUCUGGUGCUAGCAGCCAUCCAAGGCAUUCCCGAGGAAGCUGCGAAGAGGGGAGUGUUCCCUGAGGACGUUCUUCGAGCUAGGUUCCUCAAGGUGGAAGAGGUCGCGAGACGAUUGGCCAUGGUACCCGAGGAGGGAGCAGCCUUGCCUGUCUAUUUCCUCAGCUACCUUCAGAACUUCCUGAUGAUCAAAAACGCGAGCGCCAUACCUCAGAGCGAGCUCGAGGACAAGCCCAUCGACGUCCAGUCCCUUAACACGUACGACAUACUUCAUCGAGCCAGGUAUUGGCUGGAUCGCGGCGACUUCAAGAUGACCCUUCGGUACAUGAACCUUCUGAAGGGGGCGUCGAGAUCCAUCGCGAGCGAUUGGAUGAACGAGACGAGGAUCCUUUUGGAGACCCAGCAGGCCGUGGACACGCUGUUAGCGUACGCUGGCGCGAUCGGCCUCGUGUUCCUCGGUGCUGGAGACUCGAAGGUCAGUCGAAACAAUUAGAAAGGGAAGAACGAAAACUGUUCCGACGGUCUGCGAACGUUCGUCGUGCCUGUAUCAGCGAAGGAGGCGACACGCGAUGCGCCUCCAUGGCGAAUUCCAUUAUCGCCAGGUUAGGCUUCCAUUGAACGUCGUCGCUCAGUAUUGUAAUUCUGUGUUCAGCGGGGUGCACGCUUUUAGGUGAAUUUGUUACUUCGAGGCGAAGAGGCGAAUCGUAAUUUUGUCGGUAGUUGGAGGAUGUAUGCGCGUCAUCGGUGAAAGGUAGUCGAAAGCUGUAUUUUUUUGGAUCAUUUAUAACGACUGAGAUAAAUUGCGAAAUAUAGACAAAUAUAAAUUGACCAUGCGUUUUCUAUGAAUCUCUGUUCACGAUCGAUGCGCUCUACGUCGCUUUUCUUUCUUUGUCUCUCUUUUUUUCAACCCGAUUUAUACAUCUUCCGCUUUUACAGAGUUUCCACGAACCGCUCGCUAAUUGACGCUCCCUUUUGUUUAUUCGCUUCGCGACUGCUCAACGGGAUGCUUUUACCGACUAUUUUCAUUUCCGCUUCAGCGUUCCGAGCACAAACACUUCGUAAAUUUAUAUUUAUUCCGACCGUCCGUGCGGUGAACUCCUAUGCGCGUUCAGGCGAAUACGCAGAAAGUACGGGGCACCCAGUUGUACGCACAGGUCACCUGCUGUCCGGGUACUGGCGUCCGAAAAGGUCGCAAAUUUAAUCUCUUAAUCAUAAUUCUACCGUUCUAUGUAUAUUAUUUUAAUACUAGUAUCGCUGUAAUUCGUUCUGAAGAAAUUGCUCGAACGAAGAUAGUCACGAACAAACCACGAAUAAAAAUCCUUCCACCAUCGAUUGAUAUUCCUUUCGGAAUUGACCCUCUGUUGCGUAACCCGCUCGAAAUUCGAUAAAGAUUCUAUGUUAUCGCUGGAAAAAGAUUGGUACAACGUAGGGUUAACGGUAAAUGUGAUUCGAAUCAACCCUCGAUUUUUCAUUUUUCCGAGGCGUGGCAAAGAAAGACGAAGGAGUGGAAAAAAGUGGCACAAAAAAGUCGAGAACGCGUAGAACGCUCCGUCACGUUCCUCUCGUUGUUGUU